Myotis davidii is the source of this 1877-nucleotide messenger RNA. It is a transcript of the gene DPT, whose product is annotated as dermatopontin. The record is from RefSeq and is a predicted model, not a curated record. NCBI's taxonomy places the organism in Eukaryota, Metazoa, Chordata, Mammalia, Chiroptera, Vespertilionidae. The transcript has 4 exons. Gene Ontology annotation, molecular function: extracellular matrix structural constituent. Gene Ontology annotation, cellular component: extracellular matrix. Gene Ontology annotation, biological process: collagen fibril organization. Bases 286 to 891 code for a protein of 201 amino acids.
GAGUGUUUCUAAGGAGUGUGAAGCCCUCGCUUUUAUGAUCCGUCUGCAAGUCUGUUCUUUCUCCAAGGAGCUUCCAUUUGUGUGUUCCCGACAUUUUCCUAGAAUUCCACCUUAAAAUGCGCUGGAUGCACGAAGGCCAGCGCCGCGCAGAGCUUCGCCCAGACGAUGACGGAUUGCAGUUGGAGCCGGCCCUGCACAUCUGGAAGCCACAUGUCGGCGGCAGCUCCAUAAAACGGCCGGCCCAGCAGACCUGGGGUGACACUUCUUGCCAGGAGCCCAGACAGCAUGAGCCUCGCUCUUCUGUGGGUGUUUCUGCCCCUGGUCGCCGUGGCCUGGGGCCAGUAUGGUGGCUAUGGGUACCCGUACCAACAGUACCACGACUACAGCGACGACGGGUGGGUGAACCUGAACCGGCAGGGCUUCAGCUACCAGUGUCCCCACGGACAGGUGGUGGUGGCCGUGAGGAGCAUCUUCAGCAAGAAGGAAGGUUCGGACAGACAGUGGAACUACGCCUGCAUGCCCACCAGCCAAAGCCUGGGGGAGCCUACGGAGUGCUGGUGGGAGGAGAUCAACAGGGCCGGCAUGGAAUGGUACCAGACUUGCUCCAAUAACGGGCUGGUGGCCGGCUUCCAGAGCCGCUACUUCGAGUCGGUGCUGGAUCGGGAGUGGCAGUUCUACUGCUGUCGCUAUAGCAAGAGGUGCCCCUAUUCCUGCUUGAUGACGACGGAAUACCCCGGCCACUACGGCGAGGACAUGGACAUGGUGUCCUAUGACUACGAUUACUACAUGCGCGGCGCGACCACUACCUUCUCCGCGGUGGAAAGGGACCGCCAGUGGAAGUUCAUAAUGUGCCGCAUGACCAACUAUGACUGUGAAUUCGAGAAUGUUUAGAUUUGCCGCAGACCAGAUCGGGGUGAAGGGGAGGGGCCGGAGGCCCGAGGAUGUCCACCUGUGUUAACUCCAGUUGGAUCCUGGGAGGUUCCUGCCACUCUUUCUCCUCCCUGAGCUGGUCAGUGGCUGCGAUGCCAGCUUGCUAAGCCUUUCUGACAAGUAUCACACUUAUAACCAAACCCACAAUGAAGCCACGUUUCUCACUCCCAACAUGGUCCAUAGCGACUGUUUUAUAGGACAGACAACGGCUUUCCACAGGCCGCAUGUAUGCUGUGCGUGCUCACAGCCAGAGCACCUACUGUGCGCACCUCACAGAGGCCUGAGCACCUACACUGCGCGUGCACGGCCUGAGCAGGAGCCUGGUCCCUGGAGCACCAGGGCUGAGAGUCCCUGGGAGCUGGGCGCAGGGCCGGCUGAGGAGGGCCGCAGGGAGGGGUCCCUGCAGGUGGGAGGCCGGGUCCUCUCGGAGGACAGACCUCCCCUUGAGGGACACGCUGGCCUGGAGGUUCAGGGCACAGCUCUGUGCUCCAGGCGAGGGGACUGGGAAGUGCAUUGGGAACCAGAGGGUUGGGGUGGAGCUGAAAGACAGGACUGGAGAUUCUGGAGUGGGAAGAGGCUGUCAGCACGCCCGGAAGUGCAAGGAGCAGGGGAAUCAGUCUCCAGCCAGACAAGAAGGGGAAGAAGAGAAAGGCCUGAGGCUGGACUCCGGUUAGGAUGGGGGGGGAGGGGCAGGCUGCUUUGGGAAAGGGGCCGGCUUUGUGUCGCUGGCACCUGGAGGCUCGGCCAGGACUCAUGGGAGGCCACCGGCCCCCUCACCGACAGGCCCGAUUUUCUGGAUGGCAGAGGCUGCCCUGAGGGCCCACUCCCCUCCAGUGUUAGUUUAGGGGUGUCUUUGGCAGAGGCGGCACCAUCUCCCCCUCCUGUGAUGUGUCUGUCCCCAGCCUUUGUAUUCUCUUCAUGAUAAAAGGAAUAAAAAUAUGAGCAUU